GCUUCAAACUCAGCUCCUUCCUCUUGUAUCAUCUCGGAACGAACACAGUUUUAAAGGAAGAACAAAAAAAAGCAACAGAAACCCUAAUUCGCGAAGAACCCUAAUCUCAAAAUUUCUGUAUGUAAAUGCAUCUGAAGACUUCAUCUGUAGCAGAACGGCGGUUCAUCGGAAAAGAAGCCGCCGCUUGUUUACCUUCCUCCGAUUCAGAUCCCAAACCUAAGAUCAAACAUCAUCGUCCUCUUCAGGUGCCCGAAACUGCGCAAUCUCAGAGCCAUCUGACCGUUGAAAUUGCUGAUUCAUCGUCUCCGCCUCAGUCUUCUCACCCGUUUGAUCUCCGCCGAGGGGGAGGAGGAAGCAGCCGCGCAAGCCUGGGCUCGAUUUUGUCGUUUCUGUCAUCAUCUCUUCCGUCGAUCCCCUCCGCGACGAAUCAGAAGCUCCUCCGCCAAGUCCUUCGAGUCCGUUUGAUAUGCUUCCACCUCCGUUUCCUGCUUCUCCUCUCCGUCCCUCCUCUCUACGUCUUCUUCCUCUUGAUCAGUUUCCGCUUCUUCCUUCUCUUCGUCUUCUCGAUUCUCACCUUCUCCUUCAUCCUUUCCAUCUCUCUCAAACUCGCUCUUCCUCACCUUCCAUCGAUUCGCCUGAUCAUCGCUCGCUUGCUAUCCCUCAAGCUCACCCCUGCGAGAUCAUCUCCCUCUUCCUCCUCCCAGGUUGUUUGGUCAAUCGGGUCAAAGCCUGUUACAGAGAAGAAGACCAGUUCAGGGUCUUGGGUUCAGAAGUACAGCUCUGGGGAUGUGUACGAGGGAGAGUUUCAUAUAGGGAAGUGUUCAGGGAGUGGGGUUUAUUACUAUUCGAUGAAGGGUAAAUACGAAGGGGAUUGGGUUGAUGGGAAGUAUGAUGGAUAUGGAGUAGAGACGUGGGCUAAAGGAAGCAGGUACAGAGGUCAGUACAGGCAAGGGAUGAGACAUGGAGCUGGGAUCUACAGGUUUUAUACAGGGGAUGUGUAUGCUGGUGAGUGGUCUAAUGGACAGAGCCAUGGAUGUGGUGUGUAUACCUCUGAGGAUGGUAGUCGUUUUGUUGGAGAGUUUAAAUGGGGUGUCAAACAUGGCCUUGGUCAUUACCAUUUCAGAAAUGGUGAUACAUAUGCUGGAGAGUAUUUUGCAGACAGGAUGCAUGGUUUUGGAGUUUACCAAUUUGGAAACGGGCAUCGGUAUGAAGGAGCCUGGCAUGAGGGGAGAAGGCAAGGGCUUGGUAUGUACACAUUCAGGAAUGGUGAGACACAGGCAGGCCAUUGGGAUGACGGUGUUCUCAGCUGUCCUACCGAGCAGACCACCCGUCCUGGUUCAUCCUUUUCCAUCAGUCAUUCCAAGGUUCUCGACACUGUCCAGCAAGCUAGGGAAGCAGCCGAGAAAGCACAUGAAGUUGUGAAAGUGGAAGAGAGAGUGAACAGAGCAGUGAUGGUAGCAAACCGAGCAGCAAAUUCUGCUAGAGUUGCUGCAACAAAGGCUGUUCAAACCAAAACAUAUUACAGUAGUGGCGGCGAUGAUCCCUUAUGAGUUCGUGUGUCAAAGCUUUUGAUAUAGUCACAGUCAUGAAUCUCACCUCGAACUUCUUCGGUGACAUGAGAGAGAAAAAUAGAGACAUCUAGAGAAUGGCAGUCAAAAUUUGCAUCUCCGUUGAGAUUAUCUUGAAGGUGGAACCACUUGGAACCAAUGUCGAGAUCUCAUAUAAGUAUUAAAUAAGAGAUCUGGCUAUGGAGCAAGCAAUGCAGGUUUACAUUUUUCUUCUUUUCUCCCAGCUCUUUUCUUUGUUAUGAGCAGGCUGGUUUAUAAGCUGUACAUAGGUUGUUGAAGAGUAAGCAAUGUGUGUUAACAAAAGAUCUUUGUAACAAGCGUAACCCAUGUAGAGAAGCAACAAAACAUUGUCUUUUACGUUUUCAACGUGUGAAUAACAAACAUCUCUUCCUAC
This is a messenger RNA of Brassica oleracea var. oleracea, 1962 nucleotides long. RefSeq lists its product as uncharacterized. NCBI's taxonomy places the organism in Eukaryota, Viridiplantae, Streptophyta, Magnoliopsida, Brassicales, Brassicaceae. The coding region runs from base 126 to 1550 and encodes 474 amino acids. The transcript has 3 exons. The record is from RefSeq and is a predicted model, not a curated record.